ACCAAACGAGCGAACCCCCCAGACAACCAGGAAGUGUCACGCAGCAGCUCAGAAGCAAAACAGACUCCACAGUGUUUACUGAGAGUAAGGCAAGGGGACACUCUCCAUGAGUAGAUAUCCCUUAGUUUAGACUCUGUGAAGCUUCCUAGCUGUUUUUGUAUGUUGAAGAAGUCUGCUUUUACAAUGGAGAGACGAACAGUGAGCACUUGGAUGUGUUUGUGUGCCGCUGUGCUGUGUGUUAGCUUUGUUAGCCGAGGGGCAUGCCAAACAACUUCACCGACACCGACACCGACACAGACACCCUGCUCUACCUACAGCAGCUGCGACACCUGCGUCCCACAUGCAAAGUGUCUGUGGUGCUUCACCUCCAACAACUGCACUGAAUACCCGGUGAGCUGGCUGCUGCCUCCGGCCUCGUUAUGUCAGCUGUCCCAGGCCCGAUGGGGAGUGUGCUGGAUGAACUUUGAAGCCCUCAUCAUCGCCAUGGCCGUCCUGGGUGGAACCAUCCUUAUCAGCAUUGCUGUGUGCUGCUGCUGCUGCUGUUGCUGCAAGAAGCGUGAAUCAAGGCCCGACAGAGAUGAUGAGAGAUUUGCCAGGAGGAGAGACGAGAUCAAACAGCGCGCUGAGGAAAGGAAGACGGAGAGAAGAGCCAGGCACGAUGAGAUCCGCAAGAAGUAUGGUCUGGUCGGGGACUCGGACCACCCAUACAGCAAGUUUGAGAACGAGUAAAGCAGCUGCAGUGGAGGGGAUCCCCACCGGGCUGCGUGUUGGGCUGCUCUUUAGUUUUAGCUUGGAGUGCUGCUUGUUUCUCACACAAUGAGAGAGAUCCUGCAGAGUGCUGUCGAUCACAUUAAUCCUGUUCUGACACAAAAUAAAUCACUGUUUCACACUUUUCAAACAUUAACAUGAUAGAACAAAUCAGAUCUAUUUUUGCCUUCUGAUUCUCGAUGAGGAUUCCGUGUAGUGUGUUGAAUGUUGAAUCUUUUUUGAAACUUCCUCCAAAGUGCUUUUGUCUCCUGUAAUCUCUCCGUCUGUUAGGCUCUUUUUAAAUAUCAUAGUUUCAUAUCAGUCUUUGCUCUUUGCACAUACAGUAUUGACAUUGAAUACAAAUGAUUGCACUGUAGAUGUGUUCUGACACAUGAAUAAACUCUUCUCUUUUAA
Molecule: messenger RNA, 1161 nt
Organism: Notolabrus celidotus (New Zealand spotty)
Lineage: Eukaryota; Metazoa; Chordata; Actinopteri; Labriformes; Labridae
Product: pituitary tumor-transforming gene 1 protein-interacting protein
Exons: 7
Coding region: 160-729 (189 amino acids)
Biological process (GO): protein import into nucleus
Cellular component (GO): cytoplasm; nucleus
Source: RefSeq, a predicted model, not a curated record